Salvelinus sp. IW2-2015 is the source of this 2760-nucleotide messenger RNA. RefSeq names its product S-adenosylhomocysteine hydrolase-like protein 1. Gene Ontology annotation, biological process: L-methionine cycle. Lineage: Eukaryota; Metazoa; Chordata; Actinopteri; Salmoniformes; Salmonidae. The record is from RefSeq and is a predicted model, not a curated record. Gene Ontology annotation, cellular component: cytosol.
CGGUUGCCUAGGCUUAAUUUUGGCUCAUAUCACCCCCCAUAGCGCACAUUUUCAGGUGACGGCUAUGCAAAAAGUCUACAGCUUGGUGCACGCGAAGGAACUGCGCAAGCAACCAGCCGUUUUAUGACAGCAAUUGCUACACUAGUUUGUAAAGAUAAAAUGACCAACUGAUAUACCAAAUGGUUUCUUCAGCUGCACAAAUAAUUCCCUCUUCCUCAAAAUAACGAACAGUUGGCAGCAACACUAAUUCUGUAGCUAACUAGCUACUACCACGUUCUAACUAAUUUGUUGCACGUUUUCAUUAUUUAUCGCAAUGUCGGACACUUUAGGGGACGGAAAGUUGGAGCUGAAACAAGCCAGCAAAGAAGUAAAGGAGAGCGAGAACGUGGCGGAAAAAUACUCAGCCAUGACAGUGAGCAAGAACAGCGAAAUUGUCAUGGGUGAACUGUCAGUGUCGUCCGCUGCGUUUAGUGCGGUCCCUGCUCACAAACCUGUCAAAAAGCAAAUCCAGUUUGUGGAAGACAAGCAAGAGUUCAGCAGGUUUCCUACCAAGGCAGGACGACGCUCCCUGUCUCGAUCGAUCUCUCAGUCAUCCACCGACAGCUACAGUUCAGCUGCAUCCUACACGGACAGCUCUGACGAUGAAACUUCACCACGGGACAAAACACAGCUCAAUUCCAAGGGCACCAACGACUUCUGUGUGAAGAACAUCAAACAGGCCGAAUUUGGUCGCCGCGAGAUUGAGAUUGCAGAACAAGAUAUGUCAGCAUUAAUCUCGCUCAGGAAGAGAGCCCAGGGAGAGAAGCCACUUGCUGGGGCUAAAAUCGUUGGCUGCACUCACAUCACCGCCCAGACUGCAGUGUUGAUUGAGACUCUGGUGGCACUGGGGGCCCAGUGUCGCUGGACAGCCUGUAACAUCUACUCCACACAGAACGAGGUGGCAGCUGCCCUCUCAGAGAUCGGUGUGGCUGUUUUCGCCUGGAAGGGGGAAUCGGAGGAUGACUUCUGGUGGUGUAUCAACAAGUGCAUCAACAUGGAGGGGUGGCAGCCUAACAUGAUCCUUGAUGACGGAGGGGACUUGACUCACUGGGUGUAUAAGAAAUACCCCAACAGCUUCAAGAAGAUCAGGGGCAUUGUGGAGGAGAGUGUGACUGGGGUCCACAGGUUGUACCAGCUGUCCAAAGCAGGCAAGCUGUGUGUGCCAGCCAUGAAUGUAAAUGACUCUGUGACAAAGCAGAAGUUUGACAACCUCUACUGCUGCAGAGAGUCUAUCUUGGAUGGCCUGAAGAGGACCACAGACGUGAUGUUUGGAGGAAAGCAGGUGGUUGUCUGUGGUUAUGGAGAGGUUGGGAAAGGUUGCACUGCCGCACUGAAAGCCAUGGGAUCCAUUGUCUACGUCACAGAGAUUGAUCCCAUUUGCUCCCUGCAGGCCUGCAUGGAUGGCUUCAGGGUGGUCAAGCUUAAUGAGGUCAUCCGUCAGGUGGACAUCAUCAUCACAUGCACUGGGAAUAAGAACGUGGUGACCAGGGACCAGCUGGACCGUAUGAAGAACGGCUCCAUCGUGUGCAACAUGGGACACUCCAACACUGAGAUUGACGUGGCGAGCCUGCGGACCCCAGAGUUGACCUGGGAGAGAGUGCGCUCUCAGGUGGACCAUGUCAUCUGGCCUGAUGGCAAGAGGGUCAUCCUGCUGGCCGAGGGUCGUCUUCUGAACCUCAGCUGCUCCACAGUUCCCACCUUCGUCCUGUCAAUCACAGCCACGACCCAGGCUCUGGCUCUUAUUGAGCUGUACAAUGCUCCAGAGGGCCGCUACAAACAGGAUGUCUACUUGCUUCCCAAGAAGAUGGAUGAGUAUGUUGCCAGCCUGCACCUGCCCACCUUUGAUGCCCACCUAACGGAGCUCUCAGAUGAGCAGGCCAAGUACCUGGGCCUCAACAAGAAUGGCCCAUUCAAACCCAACUACUACAGGUAUUAGCUUGCAUGAACGGACCACAACUCUGCACUCCUUGACUUGGACAUGGCCUGGAUGACCAGAAGAUAAUGAAAUAUAUAUUUCGUUUUUUUAGAGACACUUCACUUAAAAAAAAAAAAAGUUUCAAAUUAAGCUCCUAUUCCUUCAUUUUCUACAGUAGGUGUUACCCUGUUUCACUUGCUGUUUUGUGUGUUUAGUUUCACCAUUAGUUCUGUAAAUACACACUCUAAGAAACCAACAUACAGGACCCCACUGGUCAUCAAUGACCAAUUGAAAGUACAGCACCUAAACUCUGCUGUCUGCUUGAGAUAUAUAUACACGUCGGUUUUAAUUCCCACUCUCCAGUAGAAUAGACAUUUUUCUGAUGUUUUAUUUGUAGUUUUAUAGAUCUUUAUUAUUGUGCCAAUUGAUUGUGUAGGGAAGGGGAUUGUUGUAAUUGAGAUUUAUAUUUUCUGUCUGCAUUGAUGUCGCUCUUCUCAAAUAAUUACAUUCCAGCCAAGGGAACAGGGAGAAAUGGCCUCCACACUAGAAAGACUCAACCUCAAUGUUCCAUUUAAAGACAUUGUCACGUUUCCUGCUGGACCAUGUGUAUACCCAUAUAGAUGUUACCUACCAGCUUGUCAUUUUACUGAUCUCUGAUCUCUAUCUCUCUUCCUCUGAAACAGAACUGAGGUUUGAUUGAAAAUAUGAGUACCUGUACUGACUGUACUGUAUUGGGGCGGCAGGUAGCCUAGUGGUUAGAGCGUUGGGCCAGUAACCGAACGGUUGAUAGAUCAAAUCCCAGAGCG